This is a messenger RNA of Suillus paluster, 1689 nucleotides long. Its product is annotated as MFS general substrate transporter. Bases 1 to 1689 code for a protein of 562 amino acids. Gene Ontology annotation, biological process: transmembrane transport. Gene Ontology annotation, molecular function: transmembrane transporter activity. The record is from RefSeq and is a predicted model, not a curated record. The transcript is spliced from 13 exons. NCBI's taxonomy places the organism in Eukaryota, Fungi, Basidiomycota, Agaricomycetes, Boletales, Suillaceae.
AUGUCCUCCAUUAGUAUUCGCUCCACCAGCGCUGUUGCUCGUGCCGAUGUUGAAGGCAAAGAUGACCAACUUCGGUCACCAUCAAUUAGCGCCUUGUCUUACUCUGCCACCAAGCCAGAGCUACCUCUAAGGUGGCAGGUAGCGAUGAUUGCAUUGACGUGCAUGUGCACAUUCGGAAAUCAUUGGUCUAACGGUCUCAUUACGACUCUGAAGACCACGAUAGAGAAAAAACUCAAGAUCAAUAAUUCUGAAUUUGCUACGCUGGUAUCUGUGACGAACCUGGUAAACACAUUUCUCUGCAUCGCCCUCGGCUUCGUUAUCGACAAAUUUGGAGGCCCACUUCUGUCUGUCAUACUCGCCGCAUUUCAUCUUGUAGGCGCUGCGAUAGAGGCUGGCGCCACGACAAAUGGACUUAACAGUUAUCAUGUCCUCAUGGCAGGCAAGAUCAUUGCAGCCAUCGGUGACGGAUCCCUAGACAAUGCACAGCACAAAAUAUUCUCCACAUAUUUUGCGCCGGGAAAUGGCUUCGCGGUGUCUAUAGGUCUCAUAUGGUCGAUGGCAAAUCUGGCUCAAUAUGUCGGACAGAGCACUGCGAACGUUAUGUCCAAAAAUCUCGGUUCAUAUUCAUGGCCUCUCUGGAUAGGUGCCACCAUAAGCCUUCUCUCGCUGCUGUGCGCUAUUUGCGUCUUCUUCCUUGAUAAAUACCUUCGUUCACACUACGAGGUCGUCGAUUACUCCAAGCGGUUCGGCCAGCCAAGUGCGGGUAGCGCUAAGGGGGGAACUUUCCAUUGGCCGGCUGUGCGCCAGAUGCCGUUUACGUAUUGGUUUGUGGUUCUUUUUGCAACCUUCGAAAACGCUGGCGUGCAGUCGUUUGUAUCAAUUUCCACGCAAUUUGCACAGCAAAGGCUCAAGAAAGGAGCCGUGGUUGGCGGAUGGGUGUCGAGUUUUUACUUGCUCCUUCCUGUUGUGCUUACUCCUUUGGAGGGUGUGUUCAUUGAUACAUAUGGGCAUCGCGUGACAAUUCUGUUUCUCUCGGGAUGUAUGUUCCUUAUCUCUAUGAUACUGUUGAGAUUUUCGGAGACAGUGCCGACAUUUGUCUGUGCAUAUGUAUUGUAUGCAUUUGCUCAAAGCUUUACACCAGCUCCUCAAGUGGAGAUAGUACGCAGCAUUAUACCGGACCCUCAUUACUACGCGACAGCCUUUGCCAUCAAGAAAUCGAUUGUCCAGGGCUCGAUUGUCAUCAUCGUGACGGUAGCCGGGAAGCUUCAAGGCCUCUCCCCCACCAACUCGCUUCAGAGUGCUGUCACGGUGUGGCUCGUGUAUGCGUUCGCCUGUGUGCUCAUAUCAGGUGCACUUCUGCUUGCCUGCUAUACGUCGUUCGGAAAGCGGUAUCUACCCGCCGCUCGGCUCUCGGAGAUGCAACCGAAGCACCUAGAGAGGGAGGUGGAGAAGCUUUGGGAACUACGUCUGCAUACGGUGACGGAGGAAGGCAAGAGGGACGAGAGUAUGACACCAAAGGAGAAGGAAGUGGCGUUGAAAAGCGCUGUUGCAAGCUCUGUGUCUUUGUAUGCGCGCUGGGUAGCGGUUGGGGGCGGGAUCACCAUAAUCCUCAUAGCGUGGGUGAUAUUUGGCUUUGGCGUUGCGUGGGGUGUGCAUGGAAGCGUCACUGCCGGAACUACGGGGGAGUGA